This is a messenger RNA of Microplitis demolitor, 2829 nucleotides long. RefSeq lists its product as uncharacterized. NCBI's taxonomy places the organism in Eukaryota, Metazoa, Arthropoda, Insecta, Hymenoptera, Braconidae. Gene Ontology annotation, cellular component: plasma membrane. The transcript is spliced from 18 exons. The record is from RefSeq and is a predicted model, not a curated record. The coding region runs from base 1 to 2829 and encodes 942 amino acids. Gene Ontology annotation, biological process: detection of chemical stimulus involved in sensory perception of smell; sensory perception of smell. Gene Ontology annotation, molecular function: olfactory receptor activity; odorant binding.
AUGAUUCUAGAGUGGAUGGAUGUUUACUACUCGCUAAACGAUUUCGAUAGAGUUCUCGACAAUCUUCUAGAAAAUUUAUCUCAACACAUGGAAGACUUAAUACAAGAACAGAAAGACCUGAAUGAGGGAGCUAAAAUGUUCGAUUGGGGUAAAUGGAUAUCUAAAGGCAUCGGGGUAUGGCCUUUAGCUCCAAACGACUAUCUAUUUACCACAACUUUUCUUUACUUUACCGCUGUUAUGGUGCUAGAGUGGGUUGAUCUCUACAAGUGUCUCGGCGAUUUCGAAAAAGUUGUUGACAACCUCACGGAAAAUUUAGCAUUUGUGCAUAUUUACGUUCGCACAUUGAUGUUGAGAGUUCACAUCAAUAAAUUACGCGACAUUAUCACAGAAUCAUUGAAGGACUACCGAACAAGUGCUUUCAAAAAUUCAAUGGAAAUAAAAUUAUUUAUGACGCACAUUAAUAAAGGCAAACUAUUUGCAAAAGUUGUUAUAACAUUUAUUGCAAUGACUGAAGUUACUUGGUACCUACAGCCAUUAACGACACCCUCGCCUCCAGUUGAUGAUCAUGAUAAUGAAACCAUUUCGAUACUUUUGCCGUAUCACUUUUACGUUUUCUAUAAAAUAAAUGACUUCAAAACUUAUGUACUGACUUAUUUGUCCCAUGGACCGCAUGUUGUGAUCAGUGGUUUCGGUCACGCAACGUCGGAGUGUUUUUUGAUAAUUCUAGUUUUUCAUUUAAGCGGUAGAUUAGCUGUUUUGGCUGAGCGAAUCAAUGCUCUGAAAAAUAAACCCGAAAUGUAUGGAACCCAAAUCAAAAGUAUCAUCACAGAGCACAUUAGGUUAUUGAAAAUGGGAGAAAAUAUUCGAAGCGCUUUCGCUACCUCAUUAUUGGCUUAUCUAUUUAAUGGAACUAUUCUAUUGUGCAUGAUUGGCUAUCAGAUACUUGUUAAUUUUAUGACCGGCCCGAAUUCGGAUUUAAUGCAGUAUUUUAUUUUUAUUUUUGCAACUUAUUUUAUAAUAUCUGUUUUUUGUAUUAUAAGCGAACGUCUGAUUUUUGAGAGUACUAAAGUUUGCGAAGCAUAUUGGAAUUGCGGAUGGUAUAAUAUGCCACGAGAAUAUAUCAAUGAUAUAAUGUACUGUAUUGUGCGAUCGCAGAAACCGUUGGCGUUGCAAGCGGGUAAAUUUUCAUACUUCGGCAAUAGUACAUUGACCGAUGUCACCAGAACAGCGAUGGGCUACUUGUCAGUAUUGAGAAAUUUUUUAAUCACAUACAUGGAAGUGCAUAGUCGCGACCAACGGGACCUGGAUAAGGGUGCCAGAGUGUUCACUUGGGCGCGAUUGAUGUCCAAGUGUAUCGGGGUGUGGCCUUUAGAACCAAAUUAUCAUCUCUUUAACAUAUGUUUUUUUUAUUUUACUUAUAUUAUGAUUACCGAGUACAUUAAUUUGUAUUACUGCCUUCCGAAUUUCAAAAAAGUCCUCGGUAAUCUUGUUGAAAAUUUAGCAUUCACGCAUAUUUAUGUACGGACACUGAUGCUGAGGGUACAUAUUAAUAAAUUACGUGACAUAAUUUCUGAGUCAUUGAAAGACUACCAUGUUAGUGCGUACAAAAAUUCCGAAGAGGUUUAUGUGUUCAUGAAUUUCAUGAAAAAAGGUAAAUUUUACGUCAAAUACGCAUCGAUUUUCGUCGCAAUGACUGUUACCUCUUGGUUUAUACGUCCGAUAACAUCGUCAUCGUCACCUCCGCCAGCCCCCGGUAAUUCAACAAUCGCGAAAGUGGCGUAUGUGCUGCCAUAUAAAUUUCAUGUUUUUUACAAAAUAAAUAAUUACCGUACUUAUGUACUGACGUAUAUUUCCCAUGGGCCGUUUGCUUUUAUCAGCGGUUUCGGUCACGUCACGUCAGGCUGUUUUUUAAUAAUGCUCUCAUUCCAUGUCAGUGGAAGACUCGCGGUUUUGGCUACGAGAAUCAAUGCAUUGAAGUACAAAAGUGAAGGGCAUAGAAGUGCGCUAAGAGAAAUUAUUUCUGAACACAGCAGAUUAUUGAAAAUGGGGGAAGGAAUAAAAAGUGCGUAUGCUACUUCACUAUUGAUUUACCUGAUGAAUGGUAGCAUACUAUUGUGCAUUAUUGGAUACCAAAUUCUUGUUACUGUUACUUUAGGAAUAAAAAAAAAUUUAAUGCCUUACUUUGUUUUUAUAAUGACGGUCUAUCUCGUUAUAACUAUUUUUUGUAUACUCAGUGAGCAUCUAAUCGCGGAGAGUAAGAAAGUUAGCGAUGCAUUUUGGAAUUGCGGGUGGUAUGAAAUGCCGCAAGAUUGCGUCAAAGAUAUUAUUUAUUGUAUAAAACGUUCUCAAAAACCGUUAUCAUUAAAAGCUGGCGCGUUUGUUACUUUUGAGAAUAGUACAUUGACGGAGGUUACGAAAACGGCGAUGGGAUAUUUGUCUGUGCUCAGAAAUUUUUUGAUCGCGGAUCAAUCUCUUAUCCUGGGUAAUCUUGUUGAGAAUUUAGCAUUCACGCAUAUGUAUGUACGGACACUGAUGCUGAGGGUACAUAUUAAUAAAUUACGCGACAUAAUUUCUGAGUCAUUGAAAGACUACCGUGCCAGUGCGUAUCAAAACUCCGAAGAAGUCAAUGAGUUUUUGACUUACGUAAAAAAAGGAAAAUUUUUCGUUAAAGCUGCUGGUAUUUUCGUCAUAUCUACGGCAACUUCGUGGUACAUACGUCCGAUAACAUCUUCGUCCCUUCUUUUGUCAAUGGUACAAUACUGCUAUGUCACAAAAACAUCGAUGGGAUAUUUGUCGAUUUUGAGAAAUUUUCUGCUCAACGAGCAAUGA